UGGCUCCCUGCGCCAUGGUCACCCACAGCAAGUUCCCCGCCGCCGGGAUGAGCCGCUCCCUCGACACCAGCCUGCGCCUCAAGACGUUCAGCUCCAAAAGCGAGUACCAGCUGGUGGUGAACACCGUGCGCAAGCUGCAGGAGAGCGGCUUCUACUGGAGCACCGUGACGGGCGGUGAGGCCAACCUGCUGCUGAGCGCCGAGCCGGCUGGCACCUUCCUCAUCAGGGACAGCUCGGACCAGCGGCACUUCUUCACCCUCAGCGUUAAGACGGAGUCAGGCACCAAGAACCUGCGCAUCCAGUGCGAGGGCGGCAGCUUCUCCCUGCAGAGCGACCCUCGCAGCAGCCAGCCCGUGCCCCGCUUCGACUGCGUGCUCAAGCUGGUGCAUCACUACAUGCCACCCGCGCCCUGCGCCGUCCCCGAGCAGCCGGGGGGGGCCCUGCACCCCAAGCGCACCUACUACAUCUACUCGGGCGGUGAGAAGAUCCCCCUGGUGCUGAGCCGCCCGCUCUCCUCCAGCGUCUCCACCCUGCAGCACCUCUGCCGCAAGACCGUCAACGGGCACCUGGACUCCUACGAGAAGAUGACUCAGUUGCCAGCUCCCAUCAAGGAGUUCCUGGACCAGUACGAUGCCCCCCUCUAAGGGGCCGGCGGAGCGCGGUUACACGCUACAAGCACAAGAGCAGGGGACAGGCACAACGCCCCACCGGCGCGGGGACUCGCAGGGCACACCGAGCCUCUCCCUCUGGGCAUGAGAGGAGGGGACUGGGGCGAGCCGCUGUGGG
Messenger RNA from Gavia stellata (red-throated loon), 786 nucleotides. RefSeq names its product suppressor of cytokine signaling 3 (gene SOCS3). The transcript has a single exon. The coding region runs from base 15 to 644 and encodes 209 amino acids. The record is from RefSeq and is a predicted model, not a curated record. Gene Ontology annotation, biological process: intracellular signal transduction; phosphatidylinositol phosphate biosynthetic process. NCBI's taxonomy places the organism in Eukaryota, Metazoa, Chordata, Aves, Gaviiformes, Gaviidae. Gene Ontology annotation, molecular function: 1-phosphatidylinositol-3-kinase regulator activity. Gene Ontology annotation, cellular component: phosphatidylinositol 3-kinase complex.